AAGCCUGGGGAUGACGCUGGUGCAUGGCGGCCCGCGCCGCGCUAAAAUAGGUAGGCACAGACAAAAGUAAACAGAGCGACGCCGAGGAAAGAACAGCUCGCACCACAAAAUCUGUACCCAUGCUUGACCCUGUUUUGAACACAGUUCAACGCCGGAAUACAUUGCAAUUGCUCUCAAUGGGGUUCUGACGACUGUUUAUAUACAGUGCACCCACAAUUUCGAGCUCAGACCAGCUGCUCCUCCCCGCAAGCUGCGCCUGUUGAUGCCCUGCUGCCAACGCACCUCCACAUUCGCACACACCGCCCAACGGCCUGAGUAACACCACGUCUGCCCACCGCGACCAACCUCCCCACAGCACGUCGACCGGGAUCGCAUUCCUCGCCCUCACGGGCAUACGCCGUCAUGUCCGGUCCUCCACCACCGCCCCCACCACCGAAGCAUGGCGAGAAUCCCAAAACAACAGGAGGUAGCCAUGCACCGCCGGGGGGUGGCAGUACCGGUGGUAGUGGCUUACCUCCAGGGAACUACGAUAUCUUCAUCAUACCACCUCAUUCGUCAGGAGGUGGGUUCGUGUAUCUUCCCAGCCUGCAGGUGCAGCGGAAUAGCUUCAUGGCUGGCAUAGCCAGCACACUUGCCAGCAUUGCUGUAUGGAAAACAAUAGAGCCUCAGAUCAAGCAGUACUGCCAGCUCGUCACACAGGGCGUGUCAUCCGGUGGUAAUGGCGUGAUACUGCUGGUAGUACUCGUUGGUAUCGCAGGCUGGGUCUUCGGUCAACUACAGAGCGGAGGCAAGUUUGGUGCCUUUGGCUCAGACCAUGGACCUCAAAGUGGCACAGGCGCCGGCGCCGGCGCUGGUACAUCUGGUCCAGGAGCUGGUUACCAGCGUGCCUCGCCGCCACCGAACGGAGGUUUCCCUGGUGCUGGUGCCCCUCCACCACAGGGUGCGCAAGGAGGAUGGGGUGGUUAUCAACAAUAUGGUGCGUCAUCGCCACCUCCUGAAGACGCCGAGUCCACGUUUAAGCAAGAACAGGCCAAAGCUGAGGACGAGCGCAAACGUGCCGAGGAGCGCAAAAAGGCUGAUGAUGAGCGCAAACGAGCUGAGGAGCGAAAACGUGCAGAAGAGGAGCAGAAGAGAAAGGCCGAAACAAAAAGAAGAGAGGAUGAAGCAAGACGUGCCAGAGAAGAAGCAGAUCGCAAACGAGCUGAGGAAGAGCGUAAACAGGCAGAAGCGAGGCGGAAACAGGAAGAGAUGGCACGAAAACUUGCCGAGGAAGCAAAGAAAAUUGCAGAUGAAGUGGCGAGAAAGGCGGCUUGGGAAGAGCUGAAGAAAGCAGAAGAAGCAAGAAAGAAACGCGAAGAAGAAGAGAAGGCCAAAGAGGAGGCUGCAAAACAAGCUCGAGCAAAAGCAGAAAAAGAGAAGUGGGAAAAGAUGAGGCAGCGCGAGCGGGAACAACGCGAGCGCGACGCUCGUGAGAGACUCGCCAAAGAGAAGGCCAAGAAACUGCAAGAACAGCGGGAGAAAGAAGACGCCGAACGCGAAGCUCGCGACAACGCGGCAAGAGCAGCCAUUGAAAAAGAAAUCAGGGAGAAGUUGGCGGCUGAACAAAAGGCCAAGGAAGCCGAAGAAGCAGCCAGGAAAGCUGAGGAUGAGAAGGCCGCUGCAGAAGCUGCAGCUGCGAGAGAGAAGGCUGCUGCCGAAGCUGCCGCCCUUAAGGUGAAGGCUGAUGCUGAAAGAGCUGAACGACUCAAGGCUGCAAGAGAGCGAGCCCAGCGCGACCGUGAGGCGCGACUCAAAGCAGAAGCCGACAAGAUCAAGGCAGAGGCCGCAGAGGCCGCUGCUGCAGCAGUACCGGAUACAGGCCGAAGAUCAACAACAUACGGUGGCAUUGGCGGUGGCGAGCGCCUCGACCCGUAUGCAGGCGCUCGAAGCCCUCCUAUUCCUUCGCCCUCAGUCACAUCCACGCGUUCUUCACCCAUCAAGGCCACUGUCGCGCCCAAGAAGACUUAUGAGCAGCCCAGCGCGAAAUCCUAUUUCGGUACAGACGCACGAUCAAGUGCAUCACGCUCACAUGUGUCUUCCGUAUACUCGGAGUCUUCUUAUGCUGAGUCGGUUUCAACCUCCCGAACAUCACCACCACCAUCAGAGCGGGGACCGUACUCGACCGCCGAUCCAAACAAGAUCGUCAUCAAAGCGGUGUAUCUUUUCAACGACCUCUUCCCAAAGCCAGUGGCGCAGCUGGUGGCCGGUGUUGGCAAGGUAACCGAUGGAUUGAUUUUGAGGGUUCAGUCCGAGGGUCUCUUUAUUGAUGACGACGUACGCAACAUCCCGCAGCGUGAAUGGGACGUAAAGGCCUGGACGUUGAAACUAGUCGAGACCGGCACCCAGCCUACGAAAGGGUUACACAUCCUCCGGGCUUCGAUCCGUGACGCUGACGGCAAGAAGUACGUCUUUUUCAUCGACGAGUCCGAGAGCUGGAAACUUGCGCUUGGUCUCCAGCGACUGCGCAAGGGUAGUCAAGUCCGCAGCUUGCAGAACAGCCAAAUGGCGGCGAGCGACGUGACAAGGCUUCUGAACAUGGUUCCUCCUCUUACAUGAGUGAGUGUUGCAGUUCGUUGCCGGCAACAAGAAGUUGAGAAUUCAGGAAGAGCUGGAGUUCACAGUGUUGUCGUGGCGUGGAAUGCUCUCGCCCCUCGGUGCCAGGUACAUUCCUAGCGUGCAUCAGUGCGACAUUCUUUCGAUGAAGCUAGAGCGAGCAAGCGAUUUGAUGCGAUAUACCCUCUUUCUGAAAGCCUUAUCAGCAUCAGCAUAAGCGGCGGAGUUUUGCAUAAGAUGUCCGUCUGAGAAAUCGACGGUUUUGGGUAUUGGGCGUUGCUAGGGCGCUGUUGAAGUUGAUUGCCUAUUUGUAGAUGUUAGAUGCAACGCUAUUCUCAAAUAUAUUGCUUUCAUCACAGGUCUUGUUGCCU
This is a messenger RNA of Boeremia exigua, 2963 nucleotides long. RefSeq lists its product as uncharacterized. The transcript has 2 exons. Lineage: Eukaryota; Fungi; Ascomycota; Dothideomycetes; Pleosporales; Didymellaceae. Gene Ontology annotation, molecular function: ATP-dependent H2AZ histone chaperone activity. The record is from RefSeq and is a predicted model, not a curated record. Gene Ontology annotation, cellular component: Swr1 complex. Gene Ontology annotation, biological process: chromatin remodeling. The coding region runs from base 403 to 2595 and encodes 730 amino acids.